AUGACAGGCGAACUCGUCCUCCUCACAGGGGGCACUGGCUUCCUCGGAUAUGCCAUCCUCGUUGACCUCCUCAAAAGCGGCUACAGAGUCCGCGCGGCAGCUCGUUCACAGUCAAAGGUGGACAAGGUUCUGGCAGCGCCCUCAAUUUCUGCCCUCGAUCCCUCCUCAGAUCAGUUGACCUUUGUUAUGGUGCCGGAUAUGACAGCCCCUGGCGCGUACGACGAUGCUGUACAGGGAGUCGACUUGAUCAUCCAUGCUGCGGCGCCCCUCCCCUCGGGCGAGGCCUCCAAAGACAAGGCCGAAGAUCCCUUGGUUAAAGUCUCAGUCCAGGGGAAUCUAGCCAUUCUUAGGUCAGCCAACGAAAAGGGCAAGUCAGUGAGACGCAUCGUCAUGACCAGCUCCACGGUGGCCAUUGCCCCAGCAGAGGUCUAUGUCACAGACACCAAGGAACGGGAGAUACUGCGCGGACCUGAUAACCGUGUCAUAUUCCCACCACCGCCUUAUGACUCUCAGCUUCGGGCGUACUGCGCGAGCAAAGCAGCAGCCCUCAACGCGGCCGAGGUGUUCGUCAGAGACAACGCCACGGACUUUGACUUGAUCUCCAUCAUGCCAUCCUGGGUCUUUGGAAAGGACGAGCUCUUCACCGACACUCAAGGCAUUCGAACUGAUUCCACCAAAGUUCUUAUUAACGGCUUGUUGACCGGCAACCAGGGCGUUGCCGCAGUCGGGAACGUUGUUCUCUGUGCAGAUGUGGCUCGGGCACACGUCAGGGCGCUGGACAAAGACAUCAAAGGCAAUCAGUCGUUUAUCCUCAGUACUGAGGUGAACUGGGAAGAUACCAUUCCUGUUGCCAAAAAGCAUUUCCCUGAGGCCUUUGCAUCUGGUCUCUUUAAGGAGGGAAGUCCGCAGCCGACUCUCCCGAUUAGAUGGGACUGCAGCAAGACUCGAGAGGUUCUUGGCAUUGAGCUCGCGACGUACGAGGCCAUGGUAAAGGAAGUGGUUGGUCAGUAUCUGGAGCUGGUCGAGAAGGAGAAGAAAUAG
Molecule: messenger RNA, 1041 nt
Organism: Fusarium keratoplasticum
Lineage: Eukaryota; Fungi; Ascomycota; Sordariomycetes; Hypocreales; Nectriaceae
Product: Epimerase domain-containing protein
Exons: 2
Coding region: 1-1041 (346 amino acids)
Molecular function (GO): oxidoreductase activity, acting on the CH-OH group of donors, NAD or NADP as acceptor
Source: RefSeq, a predicted model, not a curated record